Periophthalmus magnuspinnatus is the source of this 1557-nucleotide messenger RNA. RefSeq lists its product as uncharacterized. The transcript has 9 exons. The record is from RefSeq and is a predicted model, not a curated record. NCBI's taxonomy places the organism in Eukaryota, Metazoa, Chordata, Actinopteri, Gobiiformes, Gobiidae. Gene Ontology annotation, molecular function: RNA binding; cytidine deaminase activity. Gene Ontology annotation, biological process: cytidine to uridine editing. Gene Ontology annotation, cellular component: cytoplasm; nucleus. Bases 97 to 1455 code for a protein of 452 amino acids.
AUGUUUUCCGGAAGUUGCUGAAGAUUAAUACGCGUACGGGUGUAUUUUAUAUUUCUCGUUCACCUCGUUGUACAGAAGGAGUUUUUACAAAUCGAGAUGGGCUUGCCGGACCUAGAACAAUCUUCUCGUGAACUAGACGAGAAGCUGCUCCGUUUUAUGGAUCAACUCGAGCUCCUAGAAGAGAAACGAGCGUCUCUUAACGCGUUGAUUGAACAGGGAUGGUUUUCCAUUUCCAAGGCGCGAUAUUCCAUGGGAAAUAAACAUGUGUCGUCACUACAGUAUGCCAGUGAAAUAGAGCCACGUAUCGUCAUUCAUACCCAACCACUAGACAAUGGUGAGGUUAAAUUUUCCAUCAACAAGAUAACUAAUGAUGAUCCGAAGCCUGUGGAAGAUGUUGGGCCACAAGAAACUGGUGUUCGAAGAAGAAAUAAAAAAAUAGAGAAUACUGAUAAGUACGAGGAGAGUGAAACAAGUAUUCCUGGACAACCAUGUGAAAGUAAAAAAAAUAGAACAUGUAACCAGAAUCUCCAGCAAGACCCAAUAAAGUGGUUUGGUAUUUUGGUGCCACAGUCUCUCAAACAAGCACAGACAUCAUUUAAACAAGUGAUUGACUUGUCAGUGGAUAUUGCCAGUCUCCAAACUGCUAUUGUGAACAGUAAACAUGAACUUCGGAUUGGUGCCAAAAAGAAGGAAAAGAGUGAUGAGAAGGCACUGGACAAGGACAAAACUAAGGAGAAGAAUGCCAAAAAGCCAGACAAAGUUGUGAAAAAGUCAGAGAAAUUACCAGAGAAGACACUAGAGAAGACAUCUGAACAGAGCAAGGCUGAUGAGGAGAGCAGGACUACAGAAGCUGAAGGGGCAACAGGGUCUACUAAUGAAGAAAAUGGAGAGUUUCAGCCCAUCGAACUUCCACCAUUUGAGAUUGUGAAAGGAGAACAGAUGAGCCCCUUCUAUUUCAAGUUUCAGUUCAGAAAUGUGGAGUAUUCAUCGGGGAGGAACAAGACCCUUCUGUGCUAUAGGGUGGACACAGCAGGGGGCAGCACAGAGCCGCUGAAAGGUUAUAUGGAGGAUGAGCAUACCACUGCACACGCAGAGGAGGCCUUCUUUCAGCAGGUUCUGCCUGACUCAUCCCAGCACCAUGAUGUGACCUGGUACGUGUCCUCCAGUCCCUGUGCAGACUGUGCUGCUAAACUGGCAUCAAUUCUUUGUCAGCGUAAGAACUUAAAGCUGUGCGUGUUCUGCUCACGCCUGUUUGAAUGGGAGGAACCAGAGAUUGUGGAAGGCCUGAGAGCUCUGGUGACUGCAGGCUGUAAACUGAGGAUGAUGAAGCCCAGCGACUUCAUGCACGUUUGGGAGACGUACGUGGACAAGGAAGAACAGAACUUCAGCCCCUGGGAGGACUGUCAGGACAACUAUAACUACUAUGUGGAGAAACUGGCAGAGAUUCUCAAAUAGACGUGUGUGCCUGUCAGACAGAACCAGGAGGACACAGCUAGUUCAUACAUUUUUAUUUUUGUAUAAUUUAAUACAACAUGAUAUUAAAUACAAUUUACACAA